Molecule: messenger RNA, 1552 nt
Organism: Daldinia loculata
Lineage: Eukaryota; Fungi; Ascomycota; Sordariomycetes; Xylariales; Hypoxylaceae
Product: glycoside hydrolase family 61 protein
Exons: 4
Coding region: 682-1356 (224 amino acids)
Source: RefSeq, a predicted model, not a curated record
CUAUGAAAUCCUCAAUGCCAACCUCAACUUCCUUUAUACAUUAUUUAUAAGAUACGCCACCACUUAGAGCGCGAGCAAAUAGGGGCAAAAUCAAGAAUUCCCCUUUCCCUUCUUCCACAGCCGUAAGUUCACACCACAGGACUUAAUUCAAAAUUUAAGCAUCAACUGCAAUCCCUGCCAGCCAGAUCUCGCAUCCGCUUCUCCGGGGGUCCCAAUGCCGAACCGUACUGCUUUCUGUGAUCACAUUGUGCAUAUAUACAACCUAUUUAAGGGCGUAAAUUGCUCGGCGCCGGAAUAAGCCACGACGGCCAACCGUGGAAGCUCUUGCGCCGGGUUGUUUAAUCUAUCUUAUUAACGACUUGCCCCUAUGACGCCCAGCUUGCAGCCCAGACACGGGCCAUCGCCCUGGCCAGGCCUCGCUGAGGUGCUUAGCCAUUAUCCCGUGCCGACGACUGGAGCCGCGGCCCGCUUCAUAUCGAGGAAUCUGGGGUUGGCCCUAGACGGAGAGCGAGUGAACUGCCGAAGGGGGAGAUCGUGUAGAUUUUCGUUUUUAAGGACGGCCUAGGGCGCCUACGCAGCAGGCUCCGCCAGCUGCUCUGUUCUGCUCUACCUACACCCACCGGACGCUUUCAGCCUCGAGAAAAGAAAGAAAGAUAGUCGGAUCAGCUCUCCUAAACCACAAUGAAGAACGUUGUCGCUCUUAUCGCCACCGCCGCCCUGGCCGCUCAGGGUGCGUCGGCCCACUACAUUUUCCAGACGCUGGCAAAGGGAACUGCCAAGGGUGUCCCGUAUGAGUACGUUCGACGAAACACCAACUACAACUCUCCCGUUACCGACCUGUCUUCCCCUGACCUCCGAUGCAACGUCGGCGGUGCCACCGGCGCUAACACCAGCACUCUUGAGUUGAACGCCGGCGACCCGUUCACCUUCACGCUUGACACGGCCGUCUACCACCAGGGACCCAUCUCCCUGUACUUAUCGAAGGCCCCGGGCACUGCCGCGGAAUACGAUGGCAGCGGAGACUGGUUCAAGAUCAACGAUUGGGCACCUAUCUUCAACGGUGGCCAGGCUAGCUGGACCAUGAAGGACACCUACUCCUACACGGUUCCUAAGUGUAUCCCUAACGGAGAGUAUCUCCUACGAAUCCAGUCCCUCGCCAUCCACAACCCCGGCUCCACUCCGCAAUGGUACGUCGGUUGCGGCCAGAUCAAGGUCGGCGGCGGCGGAAGCGGCUCGCCCAAGCCCACCGUCAAGAUCCCCGGUGCUUUCAAAGCUAGCGACCCCGGAUACACUGCCAACAUCUACAACAACUUCCACUCGUACACCGUACCUGGUCCCUCCGUAUUCACUUGCUAAAUAGCUUUGGUUAUGCCCCUUUUUGAGGCUGCAGUGGUAUCGUAGGAGAUUCCACGCAGAUGAAGUAGGAAGCAUGGAUAUCGUUUCGCACGAUGUACCUCUUGAGAUAGGUCGUAGCGAGGCACGCUCAUUUUGACGUUGUUGUACGUCGUCCGGUCGAUGUACCCCUUAUCUAGUAAUUUAAAUUUAAAUUAUU